This is a messenger RNA of Telopea speciosissima, 3168 nucleotides long. Its product is annotated as probable LRR receptor-like serine/threonine-protein kinase At3g47570. The transcript is spliced from 3 exons. The coding region runs from base 1 to 3168 and encodes 1055 amino acids. The record is from RefSeq and is a predicted model, not a curated record. Lineage: Eukaryota; Viridiplantae; Streptophyta; Magnoliopsida; Proteales; Proteaceae. Gene Ontology annotation, molecular function: protein kinase activity; protein binding; ATP binding. Gene Ontology annotation, biological process: protein phosphorylation.
AUGGCACUUCUUCAGCUUAUUCUAGUUUUCAACAUUCUCCUCUUUGCUGGGAGCUCAUUGAGUCUAGUAGAAUCAGUACUCACCGAUGGUAGAAGGAUGAUGGUAGUAGGGAGCAACGAGACAGAUCGACUUGCUUUGUUAGAGUUUAAGAAACAAAUAGUUGAUCCUUACGGAGCACUAAGUUCUUGGAACGAUUCCAUCUAUUUUUGCAACUGGGUAGGGAUUACAUGUGGCACCACCCAACAACAACAACAACGGGUUAUCAAUUUGGCUUUAGAUGAGAAGAGCUUGGGAGGUAACAUAUCUCCUUCAAUAGGGAAUCUCACUUUUUUGCAACACCUCAGCUUUGAAAACAAUAGCUUUCAUGGCAAUAUCCCCCAAGAAAUUGGUAAUCUGAAUCAACUACAGUACAUUUCCUUUCAAAGCAACUCUCUCCAAGGAGAAAUUCCUACCAGCUUGGCCAAUUGCACUCUUCUAACAGAACUCUACUUCACCUUUAACAAUCUUGUGGGGAAUAUUCCAGUUGAAUUCACCUCUUUGUCAAAGCUAGAGAUAAUUUCUAUUAAUUUUAAUGGCUUAACAGGAGAAAUACCAGCUUCUUUUGGGAACAUUUCCUCCUUGAAAAUUAUCUCUUUGACUGGAAAUGGACUACAGGGGAGCAUUCCUGAAUCUCUUAGUCAGCUAACAAACUUAUACUAUCUAUCACUUUCUCAGAACAACCUGUCUGGUAUGUUCCCUGUCUCACUAUAUAAUCUCUCAUCUCUUCAAACUAUUUCUCUCCAAGGAAACCAACUGCAGGGGAGCCUUCCACAAGACAUAGGCCUCACUCUUCCAAAUCUCCAAGGACUAGAAAUUGGAUCAAACCUUUUCUCAGGGAGCUUUCCAAACUCCAUUUCCAAUAUUUCAACACUCCAAGGAAUUGAUCUCUCUCUCAACAGUUUUAUUGGAUCAAUCCCUAACAACUUAGGAUAUCUUCAAAAUCUUCAAUUUUUCUUUAUUGAUGGAAAUCAAUUUGGAACAGGGGAAGGUGGUGAUUUAAAUUUUGUAAAUUCUUUGCUCAAUUGUACAAAUCUAAAUUCUGUGGACCUACAACUUAAUAGAUUUCAGGGUCCCCUUCCCAACUUUAAAGCCAAUCUCUCAACACAGCUCUCAAUCCUUGCUUUUGGAAGGAAUCAAAUCUCUGGAACCAUUCCUGCUGGGAUUGAGAAUCUCAUGAACUUAACCUUAUUGGACAUGGAGUUUAAUUUUCUCGAAGGUAAUAUUCCAUCUGGUAUAGGGAAGCUUCCGAAACUUCAAAGAUUGUUCUUAACUCUAAAUAGACUUUCAGGACAAAUACCUCCUUCUAUAGGCAAUCUCACUCUUUUGUAUGAACUUCAUUUAGAUUUCAACAAUUUGAAUGGAAGCAUUCCUUCCAGCAUUGGAAAUUGUCAACAAUUACAAUACAUAACCCUUAACAACAAUAGCCUCCAAGGUCCAAUACCUACACAACUCUUUCUUAUUUCUUCCUUAUCAGUGUCUCUCGACUUGUCUUAUAAUUCUCUGGUCGGUUCCCUACCAAUAGAAAUUGGUAACUUGAAGAGUCUUUCUACAAUAGAUAUUUCCAAAAACAGAUUGUCUGGAGAAAUCCCCUCCUCCAUUGGUGAUUGUAAUAGUUUGCAACAGCUUUAUAUGUGGGGUAAUUUCUUUGAGGGAAUCAUUCCUCAAUCUCUGAGUCUUUUGAAGGGGCUUCAAGAUUUAGAUCUCUCAUACAAUAACUUAUCAGGGCAAAUCCCGAUAGAUCUACAAAAUCUUUUAGCAUUGCAGAGUUUGAAUUUAUCAUUCAAUAAUCUUGAGGGGGAGGUACCUGCAAUAGGAAUCUUUGGAAAUGCAAGUGCGAUUUUAGUGAAUGGAAAUGAUAAGCUUUGUGGGGGAAUUGCAAAGUUACAACUACCUACAUGCACAAACUCUGGACCUAUACAGCAACCAAACUCCAAUGCUUUAGUUUUGGCGAUAAUCGGUGGGGUUCUUGGUUUUCUUUUUAUUUCUUCCGUUCUUAUUCUUCUUUGGAUAAGAAGAUCAAAAAGUAAACCUCCAUCCACACCAUUAGCCGACGAUGGGUUCUUAAAGCUUUCUUACAGAGAACUCUUCGAAGCUACUGGAGGAUUUUCUUCAACUAAUUUCAUAGGUUCCGGUGGUUUUGGCUCUGUAUACAAAGGGAUUAUCGGCCAAUAUGAAACUAUUGUGGCAGUCAAGGUAUUCAACCUUCAAAAUCCUAGAGUUUACAAGAGCUUUAUGGCUGAAUGCAAAGCAUUAAGAAACAUUCGACAUCGAAAUCUUGUCAAGAUUUUAAGUUCCUGUUCAAGUCUUGAUUCAAGAGGAAAAGAUUUCAAAGCCCUUAUUUAUGAGUUCAUGGCCAAUGGGAGUCUAGAUGAUUGGUUGCAUCAACCGAUGGAGGAACAUAAUCAUUCAAGGAAUUUAAGCCUUCUUCAAAGAUUAGACAUCGCAAUUGAUGUGGCUUCUGCAUUGGAUUACCUUCAUUGUCAUUGUUAUGAAACAAUUGUUCAUUGUGAUUUGAAGCCAAGCAAUAUUCUACUUGACAAUGAUAUGAUUGCACAUAUUAGUGAUUUUGGUUUGGCACGGCUACUUUUUGAAUCUGACGACAAUUCAUCCCAGGCUCAAAGUAGUACCAUUGAGAUAAAAGGAUCCAUUGGUUAUGCUGCUCCAAAAUAUGGCAUAGGUGGAAGGGCAACUAUACAAGGGGACAUGUUUAGCUAUGGGAUCCUCUUAUUGGAGAUGUUUACAGGAAAAAGACCAACGGAUAAGAUGUUUACCGAUAACUUGAAUCUCCAUAACUUUGUAAAGGCAGCUUUACCUGUUUGGAAGGCUACGAAUAAGGCUGUCUUUGAGUUCAUGGAGCCGGACCUGCAAAACACUAUGGCUGCUUUCAACAUUACUGUUGAAGAGGGUCAUCUGCUUCUCUCUCGAAGGCAUCUGGGAGCAGCUCUAAUCCCUCUCUUGUGGAUUCUUUUCAUUCUCCUCAGUCUUUCUCAAUUCUCUCUGAUGCUGCUUGGAGUUCUCUGUCAUCAGGGCGGCAGAGACUUUGUGAUCAGAGAUUCAGAAAAUGGAUUCAUUGCUGCUCAGUGCAAAGCAGGCUACUCUCUUUUGGAAUCUGCCUGCUACGGAAGCUGA